Messenger RNA from Leptonychotes weddellii (Weddell seal), 1264 nucleotides. RefSeq names its product zinc finger CCHC-type containing 10 (gene ZCCHC10). The record is from RefSeq and is a predicted model, not a curated record. NCBI's taxonomy places the organism in Eukaryota, Metazoa, Chordata, Mammalia, Carnivora, Phocidae. Gene Ontology annotation, molecular function: zinc ion binding; nucleic acid binding.
CGCGGCAGUCCUCAGCCGCGCUAAGAUGGCGACUCCCAUGCAUCGGCUCAUAGCUCGGAGACAAGCUGAAGCAAAUAAACAACAUGUAAGAUGUCAGAAAUGCUUGGAAUUUGGACAUUGGACUUAUGAAUGCACAGGAAAAAGGAAAUACCUACAUAGGCCUUCAAGAACAGCAGAACUAAAGAAAGCUUUAAAAGAAAAAGAAAACAGAUUAUUAUUAUUACAACAAAGCAUUGGAGAAACUAAUACAGAAAGGAAGACCAAGAAAAAAAGGUCUAAGAGUGUAACCAGUUCCAGUAGCAACAGCAGUGACAGUUCAGCCAGUGAUUCCUCAUCCGACAGUGAAGACACGUCUACCUCAUCCUCCUCCGAGGACAGUGACACCGACGAAAGCUCCUCCAGUUCAUCAUCUUCAUCCUCAUCCACAAGCUCCUCCUCGUCCUCUGAUUCAGACUCCGAUUCCAGUUCUUCCAGCAGCAGCAGCACCAGCACGGAGAGCAGCUCUGAGGACGAGCCACCAAAGAAGAAGAAAAAGAAAUAGAAUUGCCCCAUCGCUAUUGGACUGCUGGACUGCAAACGUUAAGGUGAUUCUCGCAAGGGAAUUUAGAGUAUGUUAAGGCCAAAUAGAUUAAUCGGUCAAAAUUUCUGGAGUUCAAAAGUUUCUAAGUGUUUUACAUCAUAAGAGCAUAAAGAGUAUUAAUAAUGGAUUAUAUAAAAAAUAUAUGUGUGUGUGUAUAUAUAUGAAAGACUUUUUUUAUUUUAAGGGUAAAUCUUGUUUUUCUUUUUUAUCUUUAAUAUAUAUCUCUAAAACUUAAAGCUGAAUCCAGUAAAUCUGUUUUGGGGAUGAAACUUACCUUUUCUCCCUGUGAAAUAAAUGCCAUACUUUGUUAUUUGUUAGUGCUAUGUAUGUAUCAGACAUGUUUUCAGGAUAAUGCAUCAGAAUAUCUGGCAGUGAAUUUCUAAUGCUUUUGGCUGUGUGUUAUUAUAUAAGAUUUAAUACAUUGUUACUACAAAAUUAGGAGCGUUCCUCUUAAUAACUCUGCCCUAUUUUUAUGCUUUAUGUCCAGAAAGUUAUUCUGACUUCUUGUCCUAAAUGAAAAGCUCAAGAAACCUAUUAAUAUCUUUAUACCUUUUGGAUGGUACAAAUGUCAAGUUAUUGUGUUAUAUCGUUCAUUUUCUUCUGGUUCUUAGAGUUACUCUUUUUUUUUUUUUCAAGUAGGCUCCACACCUGGCGUGGAGCCCACUGCGGGGCUUGAACUCACAA